AUGGCUGCGCUGGAGAAACACUUCGUGCCUAAAGUCAACGUCGUAGCAUGCAGACACACGUUCAGACAACGUGUUCAGCGCUCGGACGAGACAGCAAUACAGUACGUAGCCGCGCUAAGGGACCUGGCUGCGUCAUGUGCAUUUGAAACUACAACUACUGAACAAGACAGUACUGUGCCAGCAACUUUCUACAUUGUGGAAGCCGGAUCUCCCCUGCUGGGCUUGGAUUUGAUUAAAGCCCUGGGGGUCAGCAUCAUUGACGGCAAAGUGAUCCUCAACACGGACUGUGCAAACACGCCACCUGCUGGGGAGCCCGAAGGUGCAGUGCACAACAUUGACACUACUCCAGUUCAAACACUCGGGUGUGUCAAAGGAUUUAUUCAUAAAGUACAAGUCAACAAUGCAGUGCGUCCAGUGCGCCAAAAACUACGACGUCUACCGCUCAGUAUACGCAAAGAGGUCUCUACAGAACUUACCCGACUACUCCAAGCAGGCAUCAUUGAAAGAAUUGAUGCAUCUGAAUGGGUGAGUCCCCUUGUGGCGGGAAGAAAACGCCAAGGGGCUCUGCGCCUAUGUGUCGACUUGCGUGAACCAAAUAAAAGUGUCGUCAUGGACUGCUACCCGCUUCCUCACAUGGAGGACCUGUUCGCUGAACUGUCUGGUGCUACAUACUACAGCCAGAUCGAUUUAAGCUCAGCCUACCACCAGUUGCCUCUACACCCAGAGAGCCGCAAACUGACUGCCUUUAUAACCCAUGACGGCUUAUUCCAGUUCACUCGAGUCCCCUUUGGCCUUGCUUCCGCUCCAUCUGCAUUCCAAAAAAUGAUGGAGACAAUACUGAAGGACUUACCGGGUGUACAGAACUACCUGGACGACAUCAUUAUCUAUGGAGCUUCAAGAGAGGAACACGAUCUGCGCCUACAAGCAGUCCUCAACCGCCUAAGUGAGGCCAGCCUACAGAUCAACUUUGGGAAGAGCACCUUCGCAAAAACACAGAUCACAUUCCUGGGCCAUGUCAUUUCCAAAGAAGGCUUGCGCCCGAGCACAGACCACCUUACUGCUAUCGCUGAAGCACCUGCACCAAGAGACAUGCCAGCGCUGCGCUCAUUCUUAGUAUGCCAGUCCUGUGACAAGACUGCCAAAGUGUCACCUGCUCCGCUACAACCUGUAGAGUUUCCUGAAGGCCCCUUCCAGCAUGUGGCUGUGGACAUAGUCGGUCCUUUCGAACGUGGACCUCAGGACUGUAGGUUCAACAGAGUGCUCAAAGACUGUAUCCAGGGAGCACAGGCUGUGCAAAAGCCAUGGAAGCCAACAGUAACUGCCAUGCUCCAAAGCUACAGAGCCACACCCCAUGCUACAACGAACGAGUCUCCAUUCCUGCUGCUCAGAGGACGACCUAUGAGAACCAAGCUCCACAUUCUGCCACAACGUGAUGACACCGGACGUUACGACAAAGUGAGAUCCAGAGUCGCUCUGCAGCAAGCCAAAAGUAAGAAAUACACUGACAAAAAGCGAGGUGCUAAACCUCCUAAACUUGCAGUGGGAGACAAAGCCAUGGACAGCUCGUCCUCUGCUGACCCCCCUGAUGUGAAGACCACCUUUUCACAGGUGGUCUUCACAAAUGCCCCCCGCUCUUACCCCCCCAGCACCUGUGUCACCUGCGACUACACCAUCUGCCCCUCCUUUCAGCCGCACAGCCGCGACUGGGUUGGGAUUUUCAAGGUUGGUUGGAGUUCAACAAAAGAAUAUCAUACCUUUGUCUGGGCGGAGCCAUGUUUAAAUUUAACAGGACAGGAGACAGUGACAAAACAAGCUGUUUUUAAGGAAUACUAUCUCCCCAAAGACGAUGAGUUCUACCAGUUCUGCUACAUAGACAACACGGGACAAGUGCGAGGAGCCAGCACCCCGUUCUGUUUCCAGAACCCCGGGGAUCACAGCCUGGGUCACAGCUCUGACGAUGACCUCCUGGUGAUCACUACACAGGAACAAGUUGAGCAAAGUGUUCGUGAAAAAGCUGAAAUGAUGAAAGAAAUGGAGCUGACAAGAGCAGAAAACGAAACCUUAAAACAACAACUGCAAGAGCUGAACGUAAAGAAGGAGCAAGACUGGAAUGCUCUGAUCACAGAAAAGAAUAACAUUGAAGAAGAAAGAGAUCAACUCAAAAGUGACUUUCAAACACAAAAAUCGGAAAUGGACAAUUUAAAGGCUCGACCACAGAGAAAAUACAGCCUAGAUUCUGCUGAUGCGGCUAAACAAAAUGAAAAAUACGAAAGAGCAUUGAAAAAAAUUAAACUUCUGAAGGAGGAACGGGACAAGCAAAAGGAAAUCGAUGAAGCUCAAAAAGCGGUGACAGCCGAGCUAAAAACCAAAGAAAAGGAUUUUUUAAGAGCACAAGACGACCUCGAGCUCCUAAAGGUGGAUCUUCAAUGCAGCGAAACAGAAAAACAGAGAUUACAACAUGAGCUGCAAAAGCUGCAGAGUGAAAUUCAACACUUACAAAAGGAAAAUCUGGGAAUGCAAAGAAAACCAGUUGAAAAUGGUCCAACUGAGGACACAAAGACCGUCGAGCUUUCAGAUGAGUUACAAAAGGUAAAAACGUUAUUGGCCGCUGAGAAGGAAGAAUCCAGAAGACAAACAGAACGCUUUCAGACUGAGAUGUCAAAAAUCACUGAACAACUGAACAACGUGGCAGCGUUCAGCGAGGAAUUAGAACGGAAGAAUAACAAAUUUCAAAUGAUGCUACGAGAGGCUCACGAACUCAUUGCUGAAAAAGAUGCCUUGAGAGAACAACAGGAGGAUAUGAUCAAGCUCGACAGGCGCGAGAAGGAAAAACUUGCCAAAGAAAACCAGGCCUUAAAAAACAAUAUUGCAGAGCUGCGCAGAGGUGUUGUAGAACCCUCACACAACGUAUUGGAAAGUGAGCUUGACCAGGGCAGACCAGAGCCAGGAGAACAGCCCAGCGUAAUCGAUGAGGAAUUCAUAACAGAGGAGCAACCCUAUGAAAUGAUCGGUAACACAGAAGUGACAGAGGAAGAGGAGUUGAUGGUGUGUAGCUUCUGCCAGGAGCGGUUCCCAGGAAUUACCCUGGGUGAACUGGAGCUGCACCAGCAGAGCCAUCGCGUCUGCCCCUUCUGCACCAUGAUAUGUGACGAUAUGGAGCAGAGACAAUUUGAAAACCACGUGUACGGCCAUGGCUUGUAA
Messenger RNA from Knipowitschia caucasica, 3201 nucleotides. Lineage: Eukaryota; Metazoa; Chordata; Actinopteri; Gobiiformes; Gobiidae. The record is from the annotation of a GenBank genome assembly.